Molecule: messenger RNA, 11676 nt
Organism: Homarus americanus (American lobster)
Lineage: Eukaryota; Metazoa; Arthropoda; Malacostraca; Decapoda; Nephropidae
Exons: 5
Coding region: 415-4887 (1490 amino acids)
Source: RefSeq, a predicted model, not a curated record
UCUAUUCACACGUCCAGGCCAGUAGUGUGUGGUUUACCUUAGACAGUUCCUACAAUAUUAACCGUGUCCUGCCAUUCUCAGCGGGAAAGACGAUCUCGCCCUCCAGUUUUUAAAAAACCACGGCAUCCUUCCCUCCACAAGAGACUACGGGAAUCCCUGUGUUUUUGGACCAGAGAGGAAUUGGUUCCAGUGCAAUAAAAAACUAAUUAAUAAGAAAAACACACCUCUUCUGCCCAGUCUAAGUAACAGGCUGUGGUGUUGAAGUGAAAUGGUUGUCACCUGUCGGUACACGAGGAAGCAAGUGAUGAAGGUUCUCUGAAAAUGGCUAUUAUUAAACAUUAUGCAUUGCAGUAGUCAAGGUAAAAAUAAGACAUUUCGGUUCACGAGUAAUCCAUAUAAAUUAUUGAAUGAAAAAUGUCGUCGACCGUAAAACCUCCAUUCCUGACGCCUUCCCCGAAGGUGAAGAACUUAUAUUAUUACACAGGAAGAGUGAGAGCGUUUUGGAAAGACCUGAUCUUUUUCUCUGACCAAAGGAAUGUUGCUGUAGUUAACGUCAGAAACUUGUAUAUCCACGGAAUAAAUGUAACAGCAGAGGAUAUAGCUCGUCUUGAAAAAUUAGUUCUGGAAAAUGAAUGGGAUGAAGCACCAGAAUUCCACUCUUACGUCGAUGAGUAUCCAAGUGAGGUUCCUCCAUCUUGGCCAUACAAGCUCUCGGGGAAGGGUCUCUGGGAAGCUAAGUGUGCCUGGAUGGGACCCACACCCGAGUUUGUUGAGAUUAAACAUAAGAAUGAAAUUGUGUUCAUGCCUAUAAGUUACUAUACAGGAAAGGUCCUUAAAUGUUUUCAAGAAAAAAUAUUGUUUGGCGACCACAGAAAUAACGUGAUGGUUAAUUUUGAUGACUUUUAUGUAAACGGGCAAAGGUUCACCAAAAAGAUGGCAAAUAAGUUUAGUCAGUCAUUUGAUACUUUAAUUCAUGCAUACAUAAUUAAACUGAAAGUUCUCGCAGGUUCCAGUUCCAAGGUUAUAGGCCCAGAGCCUCACUUGCCAACCUGGCCCAAACAACACUACACAGCGGACAUGUGGGUGGCAAAAUUUGCAUGGCCAGGUGAUUUGCCAGAAAUAGUGAAAUCCCAAGUGGGAAGGUUCCAAUUAAUUCACAUGAACCAGUGGGACAAUGUUGGACAAGUCCCUUGGGUGAGGUAUGAGCAGUUGCAUGGAUUUCCUUUUCCAAGUAAAGAUACAAAGGAUUAUGUAAUAGAGAGAGAGAAGCCCUUCAUAUUAAGUGAGAGAGAGAUGCCCUCCCGAGUAAGUGAGAGAGAGAAGCACUCCAUAGUAAGUGUGAGAGGGAAGCCCUCCACAGUAACUGAGGAUGAUGAGGAAACUGGCGGUUCACAGACUGACCUAGACCCAUCGUUUGUACCAGUGGAGCAGGAAGAGGGUCUGAUGAAAGGAUGUUUGUUACUGGCCAACCACCAACAGGGACUAAUGACAAGCUUUGUCGAUGUCAUUGCCUUCACUAAAGAAAAUUUUUACAUUAAUGGUGAAUUAUUUAGAAGCCACAUGUCUCUCUCGGAUUUCUUUAAGUGUAGAAAAAUUCCCCUGUCUGCCUGGGUAGUGCCUCUUGAAAAACCAAAAAUAAUAUUUCACAUUAAAGUUGUGUGGCGGGCAGUUUGUGCGUGGUACGGAAAUGCACCGAGGGACUUGGAGAACAUCAAGAAACUUUAUGAAAAUGGGAUAUUGGCUGGGAAGUUGGUAGAAACUGAGGAAUCUGACAAAACCAAAAUAUUUACCCAUUUUAUGGGAAAUAUUACAAGUUUAUCAUUUGCUUCGGGUGUUCUAAAGAGCAAAGUCUCAUCUACACAUACAGUCAAAAUUUUCUUUAAGAGGAGAUCUUUGUACAUGUACGGAUACAAGUUCCACUCCAGUUGUCGCCUUCUUGAUAAGUUACAAAUCCUAGAAUCUUUUACAUGGUCUGUAUUGGCCCAUCCUCUGCCCACAGGCACCCUUCAGUACCAAGCAAUUGCUCUUUGGCAAUAUCAGUAUCAGCCUUUUAUAAUGAUGAAACUUUUCCAAAUUAUUGCCGAUACCAUUAACCCCAGUCCUGAGGGUGACAUUGAUAGACACGCUAGAGAUCUUUCACCCGUGAAUGAUGAGUCUGAUAAUCACAUGUCUGGAUGGAUAACAUGGGUGUCUGAGAACUGUGGCAUCUUACAGAGUAGAAGUAACCAGGCGGACUCGGCCAAUGUGUAUUUUGAGAAGUCAGUCCUGUACGUGGAUGGAGAAUUAGUUCCCGACCACGUGAAGCUGAGUUCUAUCGAUCGAUGUCGUCAGUAUAACAUUGAUGCCAGACCAAUAGCUCCUAAGUUUUUCCAGGGUCUUCUGGUAGCAAUGGGAGCAACUAUGGUAUGGAUAGGUAAAAAGCCUCUGCUUUCAGAGUCUCCACCAAAAGCAGUCUCACCCAGUAUGAAUGAUGGAAUGAAUUCUCCAGAUGAGAAUGAAUGUCAUGGCAUGAAUGGGGGACACAUGGAUAUGGAAGAAUAUGCAAAGUUGAAAAAAUGGAAGAAGAAACCCUCAGCCGAGGUAGAUGAUAAGGACAAGAAUGAGCGGCUGUAUAAUGAGCUUCAUGCUGUUGAGGGAAUCAUUGCAGGAAGUGUACUAGUGACUAAUGACCAACAAGGACUCAUGAUUUGCUUUAACAGUAUUGUUGCUUUUACCAUUAAAAACCUUUAUGUAGAUGGUGAGAGGUUUGAAAAAACACACACAUCUCUUUCAGAAUUCUUUAAUAAGAAGAAGAUAGCUGUGAGAGCUUGGGUAGUACCUCUGAAGGAACCAAAGGUACUGUUUAAUUGUCAUGUUGUUUGUGAGGCUGUUUGUGCCUGGAUUGGACGAGAACCACCCAACUUAAAGAGUCUCGAGAGUGCACACCAACAAAGGUUACUCAAUGACACUAGAAACUUGAAGAAGUCUCUCUACCCUGAGGUUGUGUUCAGUUAUUUCUAUGGCAGAUUAAUUCGUCUCUCUGCAUCAAGUGGGUUGAUUGGCUGUGAAACUCCUCAUGGUGAAGUUGCUGUUGCAUUUUGGAAUAAGGCAGUUUUCUUGAAUGGAGUCAAGAUCCACCGUGGUAGUGAUCUUCAGAACUAUCGCAACAUUUUAACUGUGUCCAAGUGGUGUGUGCUUGGGUAUUCUGUAGCACCAAUGGAGAUUUUAGGAAGGACUGUGAGAUACUGUGCAAUAGCAAUUUGGCUCUAUGCUGACCAACACAAAAUUGGAAGAGAGUUAUCUCAGAUAAUAUUUGCUCGAUCUCAGGAUUUGCCUUUUGACGUCUUGCCUAUUAAUGUACAGAAAGAGGUGAUAAAAGGAAACGUGAUAGUUGAAGGAACAGAAUCUGGUUCAGAAGGCAAGAUAAUGUGUGGCUGGAUAGUUUAUGUAAAAGGUAAUGUUGGUAUUGUUGACUGUGUCACUGAAAACACUCGUGAGAAAACGUAUGUAGUUUUUCAGAACACAUUGAUGUGGAUUGAUAGUCUGGCCAUGGAAACUGGUGUAUCGUUACACUCGUUUGACCAUUUACUGCAGUGCACUCUUUAUGCUUAUACUCCCCAUGUGAGUCAACUAGAUGGCUACAAGAUCACUUACAUUGCCUCUAUGGUAUGGAUUGGCAAGAAACCACAAUAUAUAUUAGUAGGACCAAACUUGACGCCAGUGCGAUUGGAACUUAGGUUAAAAACUGCAUCACUUGUGGAAGAGGUCGAUAGAAAACUGGCAAAAAUAUCUCUGACUGACACACAGUUGCCACGAGGGGAAGGCGAUGAUGGAGAAACCCAGGACAGGCUGGAAGAGGAUAGUGAGGAGCCCAGCCACAAGUACAGGGGUAAACAUAUAACCGGAAAAAUUAUUCAGAAGCACAAAGGCGGAGGAGUCGCUCAGUGGCACAGCAUUCAGCUCGAAGGAGAAGUAUACAUUGGAUUUUCACGUUCGGAUGUCUACAUAGAUUUAAGCCCAAUGACCAGAAGGACCAAAUUAGCAAUCAUAGGUUCUCGGCCCUGUAAUUUUUACGUUGUACCGGUAAGUCACUAUGAAGUCGGUGACUACACCAUCAGUCUGCUAGCAACUUGUGGGUGGAUAGGCAGUAAACCAUCACACAUUCCCCCACCAGGGACCCAGAAGUCAGCCAUCAUUGAUAUGAGCAAUGUUUAUGUGACCCCUGUCAAUAAAACCAGCUUUGAUGACAAAUCUCAAGCUGAACUUUCAUCUCCAGUGCCACAACAAGGAAUUUGCUCAAAGAGUACCCCAAAUGUCAAUAGACUACCUGAAAGCAGCUUGGAGGAAGCUUCUGGCACACACACACAACCAGGUGCUGUGCCUAAAGACAGAAGUCCUCAUGUUGCAGACAAGACUGGGUAUUUAGGACCUCAAAAUGGAUACGUUUCUCAUGUUCCCAAGAGUUCAACAUAUGAAAAAACCAGCGUUACCACACACACUUCUUCUGUCGGCUCUAGUACCCCAAGUCAACCUAAGGAUGUCGGUGGGAUGUGGAACGGACUGUCGAGGACUCACCUCAAAGGCUCCAUAAUAGAACUCCACUCAAACGUUGGCCGACUUGAAGGUGCGGACAGAAGCCAGCAUUACUUCUCCCGCGACCACUGUUACCUGUAUGGCGUGAGCCUCCGCAACGUUGAGCUGUGGCACGUUCUUGUUCAAGGUCAGAAGGUUCUCUACAAUAUUAGCGAGAGCCACAUAGGCACAAUGAAGGUACAGGGAGUGUGGAUUGGAGACCUGAAGGUGGACAACAUGCAGACCACCACCAUUUACAUCAAGGAUUGGUGCGAGAAAAAUCUAGUUCCUGAUGGUGCUCGUGAAAUACUGUUGCAUCAGAUUGAAGUUUCCUAGCACCUGUAAGAACUACCUGGAGCUAUUAUACUCGAACAUCUUGGAAUGUCCCGAUGAAGACUAAGAAAAUAUAUCCAUCAGUUAAUUUGAUCAGUAUUACCCCUCAAAAAAAACAAAAAAACAAAAACCAAACCUGCAGAUCAGAGUAGUUGUUUGUCCAGGUAUGUAAGCCAGUGAGAAAUGUGAGAAUCCUUUACAGCACAGCACAGUACGUAGAUAACAUUUUGAACCAUUGUUAAUGUAUUGAGAUUAAUAUUACAGUACUCACUUUUAUUUUUACUUUUUUGUAAUAUUAGUUUGUAGAUGAUUAAAAGGAGGAUAUGUUAGAUGAGUCUCUUUUAAGUUAUAUCACGUGAGGAAGUUGUAGUUUCCUUCAGAGUUAAGUGAUUGGGUAGUGUACAGUAUUGGGGGUCUAUUCUUCCUGUAGCUAUAAUUGUUAAUGUACAUGAUCCAUUUGUUGUGAUAUAUUUUGUGUUGAGCUGUAAGUUCUUUAAGACUGAUAACUUUUAUUUGAACAUUGUCUUUACAUGUUAACUCUCACUGUCGCUCUCUCUUCAUUAUCUUCUUCGUUAAAAGUCAACAUAGCUUUGUGUUCAGUAAUUAUUGUUACUAUUAUUAAAAGAGUUUCUUGGAUAAGAGAUUCUAUUUUGAUGGAUUACUCUCAGUGGUGUCAUUAGUUGAGCUGUUAUGUGUUAUUCCAUAUUGGCCAUGGGCAGACAACUUUGUUUUUAACCCAAUCUCUUUUUGUGGCUCUCCUGGCAAAAUGUGUUGAAAAUGAUAGACAGAUAUCUGUUCGGUAAAAUCAUCUUACUGUACAAGUCUACAGUUUGUUCAGCGUGUACAGUAAACAGACCAUGCAGGUACACAGUUCAACAUACAUAUAGAUAACGCCUUUAUUGACGGCAAGAGGACCUUUCCUCCGUGUGAAAGGAAUAAUGCCUGAGGAUGUUGUGAUAAGUGUGAUGUAUGGCAAUGAAACAUGGGCAGAUAAAGAGAGUGACAUAAGUAGACCUGAGUGAGCUGAAAUGAGAAUUGUGAGGUGAAUGUGUAAUGUGUCACUGAAAGACAGGAGGCCCUGUUCAGAGCUAAGACAGCAACUGAGUAUUGAGAGUGCUGUAUUGGUGAAUCCUGUGUAGAGCCAGGUUGAGAUGGUUUGGACUUGUAGAAAGAGUGAGCUAAAAUGUGGAGGGGAGGAGAGUCCGGAGUAAGCCAAAAAUUACAUGGGGAGAGGUUGUAAGAAAUUAUAUUAGAGUUAGGAACCUGGCAGAGAGACUGUGCAGCAUGGAAAGCUGCCAUCAGGUAACUGGCUAACCCAUGCAAGCAUGGAAAUGGUUAUAAAAUUGCCUUAUUUCCAGUGGGGUUCUUUCUCAGUUUUUUAUAAGCAUCUCCAAUAUUACUCUCACAGUAACACACUACAUACACGAACUGUAUCACACAUACCCAGAAGACAUAUAGUGGUUGUCAGCCAAGUGACAAGCUCAGCUUUUCAUCCACAUUAAUUGGUGGCUUUGGAUUCACCACUCCCCCUCCCCUCACAUGUGUAAAAAUGAAACACGAAACCUCCACAGAUGAUGGCCGCCAUCCUUGCAGCUAACUUCCACAGACCUGUGGUCUGUGUGUCACUGCAUUAAAAGUCUGUUGAUAUUUCUCAUUUGUUUGUUGAGUGACUGAUAACAAUGUGGCACUAAGAGCAAAUCGUAUAAAUGAACAUAAAGCAAAUGAACAUAUACACAAUCAGUACAGUUGAACACCUUGGGCCCAGAGGUGUUCAUACACUUCGACACUGUGACAAUACAGCACUCUUUUAUUAACCCCUCGGUACAAAAUUUUAUUUGGAUGACGACAGACAAUACUGGGAUUAAUAAUAAUUGUUAGUCAACUAAAUGUGGCCUGUAGAACAAGUUAUACUUGUAUUUGUUCCUGAAUGUCGACAAUGAUCACAAAAGCAAUAUAAAAACCAAGUUACCCUUCCUUGGGUUUUGGUGUGAAAAAAAUUAUAAUUUUUUUUUAUGGUAGUUUUAAUGAUAUAUUGAAAACUUAGUGAAGUAUUUAUUUAUUUAUUGUUACUGGGAGAGACAGUGUUUGUUUACAUAAGAGGAUGCACAUACUGUCAGAGCUGUUAUUCAAAGGUUCUUGAACUGAGGAAUCCAUUGAGCCAGAUAUUUUGUUAUAGAAACAUUCUGAUUUUAUGCAAUUAAUUCACUUAGCCAUAAACUUAUUUUAUGUUAUAAGUUUGGUAUGUUAUUUUUUAAUGAAGAUGAAGGAUACUUUGUCUUCAAGAAUAUCAUAAUUUUUUGUAUAAUUUGCUUCUGUGAAGUACAGACUUCAGCUAUUUUAUUUUGUUGAUUUUUGCACUUGCUUCAAUGGUAGGUAGUCACAUUGCCUCUUGUUAUUACCUGUAUCUUUAGGUUGGUUGAGCUGUAACCUAUAUUUUAGAUACAACAGCUUAAACACACAUACAGUACUUCCUAAGUCUUUAAUGGGGUGUAUUUAUUGACAGUCAAGUGUUGAAUUACCUUUUAUGAAUUAUUAAAACCCUUUGCUCAAUAAUACUGUACUCUGACGUCUCCAUGAGUUGGUUUGUAGGGAUGAACAUCCGAGAUUUUUUUUUCCUACGUUCACUAGUCGAGUUGUAAUGAAAAAUUAAAAGAACAACAACGGAGUACUAUACAGAACACAGAAGUAAAUGUGUGUACAUGAUGAAUUACUCGACAAGAUGAAAUAUAUUUUGUGUUGUGCUCGCAUAGCGAAAGAACAUUUAAUACACUUUUAAUACACUUGCAAUGAAAUAUACUGUACUUGGUACUGUAUACAGUAUAUUGCUAUAGUGCUGUCAUGCAUACUUAUUAGUACACCAUACAUAUUGUAUACAGUACUAAGCUAUGGACACAGUAGACAGUAUUGUAUGUAAAUAUUUUAUUGGGUAAAAUUGUGAUACUAGUUUGCAGUCGGUUCAGCAUGCAUAUAAACAAUGCAGGUGUAUAGUGUACAAGGACCAUGCAGGUACAGUAUACAAUUUCCAGCAUACCUAGACAGUGUGGGUAUACAAAAACAGCUAAAAAUUUAAACUUGAAAUUAGUUUGUGUUAAUAUCACCUGACAACUAAUUUUGACCAUUGAGAACACUCACUCACUUGCCCACACCUGUCAUUAUUCAGUCCCCCGUACUGUAAAGUAAACAUUAUGGUGGACAAAACAUUUAAUGUACAGUUUAUUGAGAUGGUGAUUUAUGGAUAAUUUACUGUAUGGUUGUUACAUAAAGUACACAUUUGACAUAAGAGUGAUUUUUUUUUUUUUUUUGUUAUAGAUAAUACCUAUGUUGUGUAUCUAGAACAAAAGAAAGGCAGUUUCCAUUUGUCAGUGUGGAGUGUAAAAGAGGAAAUGUAAGUAACAAGAAAAUAGCUGUUAUCAUCUCCCUUAGAAAAAUAAGUACAGUGUAAGUGAAUUGUGAACGAUAUGACUACCAUGACAACACAGAUAAAGCAAAAGAGGACAAAGGUUAAUGGCUUUUAAUAAUGUCGUUUCUGAGAUACAUUGAUGUUCAUGAAAGUAUUUCACUAUAAUACUAUAGUUCCUGCCUAAUCUGUGGAGUAAUUGUGGAUGGUGAAUUAUAUAUGUGUGUGUGUGUGUGUGUGAAAAUUGGGUUAUGUUUCCAGAAGCACAAAACAAUAUCCCCCAAUUCUCUUAAUCCUCCUUAAGAUAAUUGUCAUUCUUGUUGGAUAUGUUCACUGAACAGGGGUACAAAUAUGAAUCCACACAUAUAACCUCUCCACAUUCUAACAUUACACAUCUUGUGGAGAUGUACACAGUGGCUGGGUAAUGAAUGAAUGGUGGGAAACAUAGGUCAGGGUGAUCCUUGUACACAUGGCACAACAUUUCCAAGAAGCUGCCUUGCUCUCGCUUUCACUACUUAUAGCUUAUGUUAGAUCAGAACUUGAGAGUCAGUUUGUAGAGAAGAGGAAGAAUAAGGAGGACUAAAAGUGGUGACAGUCCCCCUCCUUCACUUGGGGCUGUGUGUACUUGGUAAAGCAUUAGUUGUAUUGCAGCUAAUGUUAACCCAUUUACUGCGGGGUCUCCGCUUUUAAUAUGUGACUAAUACAGACGAUUUUAUUCAGCUUAGAGGCAACACUACACAAGGGGUUGAUAAGACUAUCUCCACUAACCCCUUCACUACAGACACCUUUUUGACAUUUUAUUUGACUAAUACUAUGUACAGACAAUUUUAUUUAGCUCAGAGGCGGGCACUGUUGUACGAAGGUUCACAGGGCCGUACAGUGGCUUACAGGGCCAGGCAUUUGUUAAACCUUAGCACAAUACAUCAUUACACUGUAGUGGAACUUUUGUGACCAAUGUUUAUAUUAAUUCUUUCCAGGAGUAUUGACCAAACUCAACUAAUAGCAGAAAAUAGUAACCUUAUCUUAAUGAAGACUAGUGAAUAGUUUAGUUCAAGGAAACCUAGUAUAUGAUUAUUGUAAUGGGAUGUAGUAAUCUGUAGCUAUAACCUUUAAUCAAUCAUUGGACUAUGGAUGGGAAGAAUUUUAAUAUACAUCAAAUUCACAAUGGCUGACCCAGGCAAAUGUGAAAAAUGCCCUUAAAAUGGUGAUUAUGAUGACUCCACUUCCAAAAUGCCAAUUAAAUAUUAUUGACUGAAAGUUUUUAUAUGCUGUGGUUAAAAUAUAAAUUUUUUUUAUUGAUAAUUAUACAUAUUUCAUAUGUAGGUGAAUGAUGAUAAUUUAGUGGUAGAGAAAGGUACACUCGCUCCAGGAGGUAUCUUUUCGGAGGGGUCUGAUGAAUUUCAAAAUGAACACCUCGGCUCUUGUUGUCUCAUUAGGGUUGUCAAAAUCCUUCGUCCGUUGUCAUAUUGUCUAACACAAACUCGUGAAGAUACUUUGUGGAGCGUGUGUACAUGUACAGUAUACUGUAUUGUACUUGUGAUUGAUGAGGAUUUUUUUUUUUUUUAUUAUAUAAACCUUAUAAUUUGUAUAUUAGAACCUCCGUAUUAACCUUUAGAUUUUAUGUUUGUGAUGCAGGUUUGAUCCUGAAAUCUGUUUUUUAUGUCCUGUGGAAAUGAAGAAUCGACCCUAAAAUUGUUUUAUGGCCUUUGACAAGUGAAUGGUGUGAUGUGUAGCAGAGUUGAACUCUACUCGUCAAUUUAACUUUUAGAAUUGCAACAGCUUGGCUAGAUCAGACUGAUACACUAGAUAGUUUUUCCCUUAUAGUUGAACCUCCAGAGUUCUGAAAGAAAAAGGGAAUAUGAAGGAAAGAGGAACAGUAUUGUCAUAGUCACUGAAAGAUUACAAGCCCUUUGGUUUUCUCUGGGUCGUAGAACAUGUUAGUGACUUUAGCCUAUGUCAUCUUUUUUUCUUUCAGUCUGGCUGUUUCUGUUUCUUAGCUUUUAAACAGUACUAACAUCAGUGGAUGUUGGCUUUAGGGAUGGUGGCCAUCAUCAGUGGACAUUGGCUCUGGGGAUGGUGGCCAUCAUCAGUGGACAUUAGCUAUAGGGACAGUGGCCAUCAUCAGUGGACAGUGGUCAUCAUUGGACAUUGGCUGUAGGGAUGGUGGCCAUCAUCAGUGGACGUUGGCUAUCAACAUUGUACAUGGCUGUAGAGACGGUGGUCAUCCCUAGUGGAUGUUGGCUGUAGGGACGGUGGCUGUAGGAACAGUGGCUUACAUCAGUGGACAAUAGCUGUAGGGAUGGUGGUUGGUGUUUCAAGAUUUUUGUGUUCAAUUUUUACACAUGGGGGUGGAGUGGGGAAUCCUUAGCUGCCAUUUCAGGUCAAGUACAGUACAGUGUGUGAUACAAGAUGAGAUCAUAGGUAAGGAAAACUACUGUACAUAGAAACUCAGAAAGGAGGGAAAACAUGAGGAUUGAAAUUAGUAACCAGUCAAUUAUAUUUACUAAUCUUCCACAGUUGUUUGGGUGAGAUGAAGCAGUAUAAUAAUAAAAAUAAUUUAUUCAUCAAACAGUUAUACAUGUUUACAAUUGGCUUGGUUUAUAUAUAGACAAUGCCACUACUGUAUAUGGUGUAUGUAGACAGUACAGGUAUGCAACACUAGUAAACAUUAAGGCAAUUCACUCAAGGAUAUUUGACAGACCCAUCAGAUGUUUAUUUCCAGUAGGUUCCUUUAGAGAGACCUCAGAAGAAGAAGAAGCAAGUGUAUAAAAUAAGAAAUGGUUAAGACAAGUACAGAUGUUCACCAGUUAUGCUAAAUAUCAUCAACUUGCAAAUUCAAUAUACAAAGUGAAUCCUCAGCCACUUGUAUCUUGGGUGGAUAUUAUGCAUACAGGGUGAAAUGUAAGUCCAAUGGUAAUUUUCAUCUGUUGGUGACUGACCCCUGUGGUAUAAACCAUUGGAAAAAGUGGUAUGUGACUUAUGACUCACCCUGUGUGAAACCAAAGUACCCAGCAUGAGUGUGAAAUAUAACAACAGUAUCCAAUUUUAGCUCAGGACAGGAUGUUUUUGUGUUCAAGGAGUUGAAAGUUGGAUUGUAACAUUUGUAGGAAAUAGAAGUAUACAGUACUGUAUAUGCACUUCUAAGUAUAAUGUGCAAUGGUAUAAAGCAUUGUGUUUCUCAUGUUAUAUGGACUUAUUUUGUAAAUGCAUGCACUCAUACAGGGGUAUAAGGAAUAAUGUGUAGUAUGUAUACUAGUACAGUACUGUAGUUCAGAUAAUUAUUUUGUUGUGAUUUCAGACCAUAUAUGUAAUUCAAUAUUAUGUAUCAAGUAUCAUAAAAUUUAGAAAUGAAAACUUGCUACAAAAUGGGCAAUAAGUAAAUUGAUACCCUUAAC